AUAUUUAAUUUUUAUUACAGAGAAGAGACAAAGAGAGGGUUACCUUUGAAAUCCAGAGGCUUGCUUUCAUAACAUUGUACUCGCCAAAUCCAAAAAUCGUACUUUGUAUCCUCCUAGCUUUCUUUCACAAUCACAGGAGAGUUGUGUGUGUGUGUGUGUGUGUUCAACAAAACCAAAAACACAGGAUACCAUACCUUACCAUAGCAGUAUAUAAACUCUUGUGCUAAGCUAAUAAGACUUUGUUUUCUUUAGAUUGAUUCGAUCUCCACUUCUAAUCUAAAAUACAUUUCUUUUCCAUUCCCAUCUCCCGAAUACACUAUAAAAAGCAACAACUUUCCUCCCAAAUCUCAUGUUUUGACCUCAUCACUCCUGGAGCUUGGAUUUGAAUAGACAAUUAGGGUAUUUGGAUUUCGAGAAGAAUUGGGCAUGAAUGAAGAUGGUCUUUAUAUCCAAGAUAAAAUGGAUUGCACUCUUUGUAUUGAUGCUAUCUAUGGUGUCUUUGGUGGUUCAUCUUUCUAUUACGAGGCUUUCAGGCGCUUAUUCUAUGCAAUCUACUUUAAUGCCCUUUAAUGGAUUUGAUUUCACUGCUUCUGUCUUUGCGCCACAGAGUGAUAGAUUUGUUAGAAAUAUGAAGUUGUGGGGGCCUGUGAUUUCAUUGAAAUCAUUGCAGCCUUAUGCCAAUCCAAGAAGCAACUAUCCUGUUCCAGAUGAAAGAAACAAUGGUUACAUUUAUGCAAAAAUUUUUGGUGGAUUUGAGAAGAUAAGAUCCUCGAUCUGUGAUCUUGUCACCAUAUCCAGGCUUCUAAAUGCUACUCUUGUCAUUCCAGAGAUUCAAGAAAGUCUUCAAUCAAAAGGCAUUAGUUACAAAUUCAAGAGUUUUUCAUAUCUCUUUGAUGAAGAUCAGUUCAUAGCAUCACUUAAAAAUGAUGUAAACAUUGUGAAGAGCCUGCCUGAGAAUUUGAAAGCAUCCAGGAGAAGGAAUGAGGUCCGGACAUAUAAGCCCAAAAGAUCUGCUUCUCCAAAUUUCUACGUCAAAGAAAUUUUGCCUGUGUUAAAGAAAUCCAAGGUUAUUGGACUAGUUCUUCAUGAUGGAGGAUGCCUGCAGUCAAUUCUUCCACCAAGCAUGUCCGAGUUUCAGAGGCUUAGAUGCCGGGUUGCAUUCCAUGCUCUAAAAUUUCGCCGAGAAAUUCAGAUGGCUGGUCAGUUGAUGGUUCAGAGGUUACGGGCAUCUGGUCAACCUUUCCUUGCAUUUCAUCCUGGCUUGGUGAGAAACAUCUUGGCAUAUCAUGGUUGUGCAGAACUAUUCCAGGAUGUUCACACUGAGCUUAUACAGUAUCGUAGGGCACAGAUGAUUAAGCAAGGGAUUCUUAAUGGUGAGCUAGGUGCAGGCUCACACAUCCAUAGAGACAAUGGGUCAUGCCCCCUCAUGCCAGAAGAGGUUGGUCUUCUCCUUCAAGCGAUGGGCUAUCCUAACAGAACAGUGAUAUAUGUGGCUGGUUCUGAAACUUUUGGUGGUCAACGUGUUUUGAUCCCUCUGCGUGCCAUGUUCUCCAACACUGUGGAUCGCACUCGGGUUUGCACUAAGCAAGAACUGUCUGAUUUGGUUGGUCCUGAAACACCUCUUCCUCUGAAUCCUUUUCAGCCACCUCCUACCAAAAGUGAGGAACAGCUUAAAGAAGAGUGGAAUAUGGCAGGCCCUCGGCCUCGUCCCCUUCCUCCACCUCCAGACAGACCCAUCUAUCAACAUGAAAAAGAAGGUUGGUAUGGUUGGAUUACUGAGUCUGACACAGAACCAGACCCUUCACCUGUAGAUCUGAGGAUGCAAGCACACAGGUUACUCUGGGAUGCUCUUGAUUAUAUUGUCUCAGUGGAAGCAGAUGCAUUUUUUCCUGGUUUCCAUAAUGAUGGUAGUGGAUGGCCAGACUUCUCAAGCUUGGUCAUGGGACAGCGGCUAUACGAGAGUGCUUCUUCUAUAACAUAUCGGCCAGACAGGAGAGUUCUUGCAGAACUUUUCAACAUUACCCGUGACAACAUGUACUACCAUCACAACUAUUCUUGGAAACUUUCAGUAAGGGAACAUCUCAGCAAAAGCUCGAGUGAAGAUGGCCUUAUCAGGCAAUCCCUUCUGUCAAAGCCAACCACAUUCCUGUCUCACCCGCUUCCUGAAUGCUCUUGUAGAAUUCCUUCUGCAGAGGUUCCAAAACAGGUAAAAGGUCAUGAUGGACGAUUACUAUAUGGAGGAGAGGACGAGUGCCCAACAUGGAUGAAGCAUAGUCAGGAAGAUACUCACUUAGAGUCAGAAGUGGCGGAAGAUGGUAGUAAUGGUAAUAACGAGUUAGAAUAUGAAAAUGAUGGUGUUGAACAGCAAGAAUCUGAUGACAAUGCAGUUAAAAGUAGUCUUACUCAACUACCCGUGGAUCAGGAUGAUGAAUGGGAUCCUAAUGACUAGAAGCGGACUUGUUGAUGAUAUGACCUGUGUUUUUACAAUUGAAGCUGGCAGUCAACUUUUCAGCAAUAUCGUCUGGGAUGUAAAGUUUUGGGGAUGGGGUGACAAGUAUAAGGUCGUUUUUCAUAGUUCCAACUUUAGAGUGUUCUAAAGGAAAUAUUGAGAUUUAUUCUUUCCUAGUAGAUUCACGGAUACCUUCACAUAUAGAAAAGAAAAAUAGUUGUAUACCUUCAUACGACACUACUUUUAACGUGACGGUAGUGAGCCUGACUGAUGCCUUCCAGAUAAGCUCAUUGCAGACUGUUGCAGAAACAUGAUUGCCCCCGUUGGAGAUGUUUCAGCACGGAGGAGCUUAAACGUGGGAAUGUUGUAUUGGACAGCUUGCAAUGCUUGAAGAUCCUUUUGGUAUCUGAAACAUUAUUUCUGUUCCUUGAACUGAAUGUCAUGUCAGAGUGUAAAGUUGAUUCCAACAAAAUUCAAUGAUAAAUGAUUCUUUUUUUCCUCAA
Molecule: messenger RNA, 2952 nt
Organism: Populus euphratica (Euphrates poplar)
Lineage: Eukaryota; Viridiplantae; Streptophyta; Magnoliopsida; Malpighiales; Salicaceae
Exons: 11
Coding region: 431-2449 (672 amino acids)
Cellular component (GO): chloroplast; Golgi apparatus; cytoplasm
Source: RefSeq, a predicted model, not a curated record